CACACACUUCCUGUUAGUUUCCUUCCGUAAGAGCACUGUUUACACCGCUGUUUACCUUCAUACAUUUAGAGUUCAGGGAUUUAUAAUAAGAAGUAUCGGAGAUAAGUGGACGUAUUGACAGUGUUUCGUUCACUUAAGAGAGAGACAGACACGGAGAGCUGUUUAUCUUCUGCAGAUGCCAGCGCUCCCUCUGGGGUCCAAACGUCAUGCUUCCACAGGCGAGUAAAGACUUUCUGGUGCGCAUACGGUUCUUCUGGAGGCCGCUCUUCCAGGGUCGCUACCUGCUGCUCACCAACACCCUGAGCGGAGGGGUCAUGCUGUCGCUGGGAGACAUCCUGCAGCAGACCCGGGAGAACCGCAGGGAGCCGGGCCGAGUCCGAGACUGGACGAGGACAGGUCGCAUGUUUGCGGUGGGCUGCUCCAUGGGCCCGGUGCUGCACUACUGGUACGGUUGGCUGGACAGAGUGUACGUGGGAAAAGCUCUGGGGACUUUGAGCAAGAAGGUGCUGGUGGACCAGAUGGUCGCCUCACCGACGUUGGGGAUCUGGUACUUUUUAGGUAUGGGUCUGCUGGAGGGACACACUUUAUCUGAAGGAUGGGCGGAGUUCACCGACAAGUUCUGGGAAUUUUAUAAGGCGGACUGGUGCGUUUGGCCUCCUGCUCAGAUGAUCAACUUCUACUUCCUCUCCCCCAAAUAUCGCGUCGUGUACAUCAACUUCAUCACCUUAGGGUGGGACACCUACCUCUCCUACCUCAAACACAGAGAUGAGAGGCAGCACCCUGAUCUGGCGUCAGACAGCAAAUCUGUAGACGCGCAGCAGGAAGCUCUUCCACCAUCCUCAGAUACGAAAUGAGUCCAAGGCAAAUCAUCACGUCGCUGAUUUUACGCGUCCAGACUUCCUUUAAACUGACUACAUGUAUCCACGAUGAAGAGGUGCUGGACCACUUCUCUCUUCCUGUCGGAAGAGUUUUAAAUCUGCGUCUGUGCGAUUUGUCUGAAUGACGUGUGCUCCUCUGGGAGCGUUCAGGGAUGACGAGCUGUUCCACUGCCCUCAAACGCUGCACUAUCCAACAUGAAUGUCCCGUGUCCCUGUUGCUGUAGGAGAGUGUUUGUUGCAGCACCUAAAGGUUAAAAGUGCUUUUAUUCAUGUGCUGUCGUUAAUCAGUACUGACGUGACAGAGCUGCUGGGUUUUGUUUCUUUGUUUGUUUUAAUUUAUAUACAAUGACCCAUUUAAAGUUUGCCUUAAUAUGGACGCCACUUGUUUUUGUGCCAAAUAACCUAAACCAGCUCAUUCCUUUUGGUGUACUAACAUUGCUUGGUUGUGGCUCUGUUAAGGGAUUAUUGUUAAAUAUAAGAGAUUUAUCCGAAUGUGUACAUGUCACCUUGAUUCCUGAUAGGUUGUGUAAUUAUUUUUAACUGUGCAGUAGAUCUACUGCAUCAAUGACCUUAUACACUGUGGAUUCCUUUAGUUUUGGCGGAUGAAUCAGUUUGUGUGAUGAUAAGUGUUAACAUGAACGUGUAUGCCUGUGAAGCACUGUGUCAUAUAUAAAUUAAGUAUUUUAUGACUGAAUUUUGGAACCUGUUAUUUAAAAACAUACCUCGUACCCCGAUUGUGCUUAAUGUUUAACGAGCAGCUUAACGUUUGCAAUGUUUGAACAAGCAGAGAAUCAUAAUUAUCAUAUUUAUGAUGUACUUUGAAAAUCUGUUGCUUUGAAAUGAAACCAGGGUGUCUGAAAUCUUUUAAGAACUUUAAAAUAAAUGGGAUCAUAUCCUUA
Molecule: messenger RNA, 1777 nt
Organism: Mugil cephalus (flathead mullet)
Lineage: Eukaryota; Metazoa; Chordata; Actinopteri; Mugiliformes; Mugilidae
Gene: mpv17l2
Product: MPV17 mitochondrial inner membrane protein like 2
Exons: 6
Coding region: 207-854 (215 amino acids)
Biological process (GO): mitochondrial ribosome assembly
Cellular component (GO): cytoplasm; membrane
Source: RefSeq, a predicted model, not a curated record